Aphis gossypii (cotton aphid) is the source of this 3875-nucleotide messenger RNA. RefSeq lists its product as uncharacterized. The coding region runs from base 370 to 1209 and encodes 279 amino acids. NCBI's taxonomy places the organism in Eukaryota, Metazoa, Arthropoda, Insecta, Hemiptera, Aphididae. The transcript has 2 exons. The record is from RefSeq and is a predicted model, not a curated record.
ACGAUUUAAAAUAUAUUUUGAAUUCGCAUAAAUAUUAAAUACUUAAAUAAUGUUUCACACUUUCACAGACAUAUUACAUUUUAUACAUAGUACAUAAAAUAUAAAUCGUGUGUUUAUCGUCAUAGACUAUAGUGGUUUAGUACUUGCUCUAUUUUUUUCCAUAGUAUUAGUAGUGUUAAUACUUAAUAAUUAUCAUAGUUAUUAAUAAUCGUCUUCUCUUCGAAUCGAUUGAAUCUGUGCAAUCGUUUGUCGGAUCUCUAUUUAAAUUGGUAUGAUUCACUCACUAUUCACUGUCCACCAAUAAUCUCUUAGGUAGAAUACGACAUCAUUAAUAGCUUGCACUUUGUUCCUUUCACACGAACAAAAAUUAUGGCCGAAAAUGGAGAGUCCAGUUCCAAAAGUAUAAAACGAAAAAAUUGUAAGGGCGCCCGGUCCAAAUCUUCUCAACCUGUAGUCUGGUCGGAGGACGAAAAGCUACAGCUGGCUGAAGCUAUUGAUAUGUACGGUAUAAAUUUUCCAAAACGUCUUGCCACUCGUGUCCCCACUAAAAACCUCAAACAGGUGAACCAAAAGUUGGCACAGCUAAGAGUUGAAAACCGAAAAGAAAUCGAGGAAAUGAAAAAAAGCCCGUCGUUCAUCGAUCUCAAUGAAAUGGAUGACUUGUUCUUGGUCAGCGGCACCAAGCCCGAGGAUGUGAUGAUCAAGUGGAUGGACUACCUUCAAGAAAAUUAUGACAAGGAGCCAAACUCUUUUAAUACAUUUAAACUGUUGUCCAGCUCAUUCUUGAUCAUGUCAGAGUGCACCCCACCACCGAAAACUACAGGACCAGACGUUAUAGACUUUAGAAAUGUGUACUAUUAUUUGUACCGUGUCUUUAACAACUACUAUAUUGGGAAACAGCAUGGAGAUACUAAGGUGAAAAAUUACCUCCACCAAAUGUUCUUGCGAGUGAUGGAGGAAAUCAAGCUCACAUCUGAUGAGGAGAAAGUAACCAUGUACAAGAUAGUGUCCAACUGGACUGUUGCCAAUAAGUCCAAUUCUCUGAGAGUAUACGGAAAAAAAAAUGAAAUCAAAACGGAGCAAACACAAGAAUCAGCCAAUUCAGGUAUCAAACCGAAUUUGAAAAUAGCACCCGAGUUUAAAGUAUUGGAAAACCCAAUGAUACCGAGUUUUAAUCCAUUUCAGAUCAAAUCCAAAAAGUCUUUAUAAUGCAAUUUGUUCCUUAUAAUAUUAUAAAAUUUUUUUUUUUAUUUAUUUAACAUGGCACAUUUAUCAUUAUUGCCAUUUCUUCUCAUUAUUAUUAGGUGUUGUGAUUUUUAUUUAUAUUUUACUUAGCUAUAAAUAAGAUUAGUUUCCGCUUAUUAAAGCAACUAGUAAAGUGUUUGCCAGUAUCCUCUGACUUAUUUUGAGUCUAUUCAAUUUUAACUUAAAUUAAUUUGCAAAAAAUUAUCAAUAUAAAAUAUUAACAUAUGAAUAUAAAUAAUAAAUUAAAACAUGAAUAAUAAUAUACAUUUGAUUGACUAUAAUUAUAGAAACUUAAAUAUAAUAUAUAUACAAUAUGUCAAUAUACAUGUAUUCAUAUAUAUUAUAUUAAAAAUAUUUAAAUAGUAAAUUAUGUUAUUGUAUAGUACUUUUGUAGUAGUAAAGAAUAGUAUUAAUAGCAUUGAAGCAUGAUAAUAAUUUAGUAGUCAUACAUUUUAAUUAUAAAAGUAUAAUUUCUAAUGAAAGAAAAUAUUACAAAAUUAUAAAAAUAUUUACUAUAAUUAAUAGGUAGAGAGGUUAAUGUAAUAUAUCAGGGGUGGCGAACCUAUGGCACGCGUGCCAGAAGUGGCACGUUGACCAAAUUUCAGUGGCACGCAAAUAUUAUUUAUCUUAAAAAAAAAUUAUAUUUAAAAGUUUAGUACCUAUGAGAAAUUUUAAGAAUCAAAUUUAUAAGUUUGUAAUAAAACUUUACAUAUAUACUACUUAUUUAUUAAAUUAUAUACCUAAUAAAAUGUGUGUAAUUAUUGCAUGCUUUUUCUUUUCAUCUUACCUAGUAAAAUUCAUUUUUUUUUUUUUUGGCACGCGAGCAUAAUCCAAAAAACUUGAUUUUAAAUUUUGGCACUUGACCCAAAAAAGGUUCGCCACCCCUGUAAUAUAUUAAUAAAUUAAACUACAAAAAUCAUCGGAUCCUAAACGGCUCCUGUCUAUUGUUUGCAUAUUUCCAAACAGCUCCCAUCAAAAAAGGUCUAACAAACAGUUAAAUACCUAAAAGGCUCCCAUAAAAAAAAUUUAAAGCUGUCAUGUCAGUACACUUAAUUUUUAAAUGAACUAGAGUUCAUUAGGAGACAAAUUUUCAUCUAGUAAAAUAACAGUAUUGUGUAUGGAUUACAUAAAAAAAAUCCCUAUUGUAUGAUUUUUUUUUUAUAUUUCUACUUAUACAUGCAUUUUUUUUAACACUAAAAUUGAAUAUUAUUUUAGUAAAAAAAUCACAAUAUAUGGUUUUUCUAUCUAAGUUUUAUAAUUUAUUUAGUUUACACCAACAAAAGUUUAACCAAACCUCUUUUGAUACAGUUUUAAGUCUGUAUGAAAUGAAAAUGAACUUGUAAUGUAAAAAACCAAGCAGUUUAGAAAUUUACCUGUUUGUAAAACCUUUUCGACGGGAGCCGUUUAGGAAAAUGGGAGCGAGUAGGUUACGACCUCAAAAAUAAGUUCAAUUGAUAUAAUAUUGCUUAUUAAAAUAUUGAAAAAAUUAAUUUUUUUAAUUUUGGCUCAACUUCAAAUUUUUUUUAUUAAUUCUUUGUUCUUUCAAAUCGUCAUAUAGAAUUUUUUUUUAGAGGUUAUUAGAAUGUUUUACUAAUAAUUUUUUUUAUUGUUUUUUUUCUGCUAUAAAUAUUGAUACAUCAAUAUUUUCAAUAAAAAAUAAUAUAACAUUGUAAUGAUAAAAAACAUGAGUGACUGUGAUCUUUUCUACUUGAUCGUAGAAUUAUGAAUAUCAAUAUUGUGAUCUAAAAUUAUAAGAUCCGCCUGCGGAUGAUGUACUAAUAGUUUUUUGUAAGAUGUUUAAGAUUUUUUACAAGUAGACAGUGUUUAAAAAAUAAUUAAAAUUCAUAUUAUGGAAUACUAAUUAAUUAAGCUGAUGUAUUUGAGCAAUACUGAAAUAUUUUUGUAAGUAGGUGUGUCAAAUAUUAUUAAAUACCUAAAAAAAAAAAAAAAAUAAGCAGUGUUCAGCUGUAUAGUAGGUGUCAAUUGUCACUAUAGUAGUGUAGUAUAAUGACAAACUAACACCUUUAUUACUGCACAUGAAAAAGGAUUCAAUAUCAUUAGGUAGAUUUUAAAAUAUGAUUUUUUUGUACUGGUAUUGAAUUUAUUUAUUUUACUACUAGUACCUUUAAUUACAGUUGGUUAAUUAAAUUUAUACUGAGAAUAUUGCAUUUAUUAUAUGAUUAAUACUUAAUUAUCAUAAUAGUAUAAUAUAGGUGUUAGAAAUCAAAACAACUUAUUAUCCAAUCCUUUAAUAGUUAAAAAAAAAAAUAAUUGGCUUCAUAAAGAUCAAAAUAUAAAAAUUUAAAUAUUGUAAUAUACCUUUAAUCUAGUUGCUUAAAUAAUGUAUCUUAUUAGUAAUUUAUUAUAAACAUUAUAUUAUACUAUUAGUCUCCUUAUAUUAAUUAUUAUUUCCUAAAUUGUAUGAUUUAAUUAGUUUCAUUGUAUAAGUCUAAAAUUAUAAAACAUUUAAAAUGUAAAUUGUAUUAACAUAGGUAAAGGUUUAUAUUAAGUUUAAUACUGUAAAUUGUGAAUUAUUGGGUCUCACACAAACAACAAAUCUGUUCAAUGGGACCCAUUAUCUUUUUGAAAAAAUAAACAAACAAUAAUAAUAUUUAUACCAUAUUAUAAAA